Coccinella septempunctata (seven-spotted ladybird) is the source of this 1940-nucleotide messenger RNA. Its product is annotated as sphingomyelin phosphodiesterase-like. The record is from RefSeq and is a predicted model, not a curated record. Gene Ontology annotation, cellular component: lysosome. The transcript has 10 exons. Gene Ontology annotation, biological process: ceramide biosynthetic process; sphingomyelin catabolic process. NCBI's taxonomy places the organism in Eukaryota, Metazoa, Arthropoda, Insecta, Coleoptera, Coccinellidae. The coding region runs from base 122 to 1885 and encodes 587 amino acids. Gene Ontology annotation, molecular function: acid sphingomyelin phosphodiesterase activity.
UGAAACAAAAGGUCUGAAUCAUUAAACGCCAGUAGAGUGAGUUCUACUUUCAGUACUGUGUUAAAGUAUUCUCUGACUCCUGAAUAAUGUCUAAAUUUUGAUACUUCGAAAUAAACUGAAAAUGAAUCUUACUUUCGUAUGUGCAAUCGCAAUAGUGUUUGGCGUAGUUAAUUCUUCACUUCUCGUAGAAAGGGAUGAUAUAAAUGAGUUACCUGCCUCAAAAUAUAUCGAUGUCCAGACACGCUCAUCAAAUCUACUUGGAAGAAUACGCAACCUUUCGGCCGAAGCAUCUUCAGUGUGUAAUAUAUGUUCGGCCUUCGUUACUGACCUUAUAGAAUUUAGGAAGUCUGGAGCGAACAGGACCUCGGUUGUAGAGUUUUUAACCAACCUGUGCAUGGCGAUACUAGGAUAUAUUCCCAGUGUGUGUAAAACGUUCAGUGAAACAGAAACAGAUGUCAUCAUUUAUAUAAUCGAUAACAAAAAUAUUAAGCCCGAAGAAGUUUGUGGGGUUUACUUUCAAUAUAGCGGAUGUAUUAAUCCGUUUGCCAAAAAAUGGACAAUAGAUAUUCCUCCUCAUUCUGCAGAUUCUGUAAAGUUACAAAAAUCUAAUGGAAAUCUGCUGAAUAUUGUGCAAAUUACGGACGUACACUAUGAUCCGCUGUACAAAGCUGGUACCAACGCUAAAUGCGACAUGCCCUUAUGCUGUGAGGAGCGGAAUGGUAUACCGACAGAUCACCAAAAUGCAGCAGGUACUUUUGGUGAUUACAGAGUUUGUGAUAUGUCGAAGAACUCCCUGGUUGAUUUGAUGACAGUAAUAAGGAAAACACAGAAAAAAAUCGAUUAUGUUUAUUUCACUGGUGAUAUCAUCGCGCAUAAGAAUUGGGAAACCACCAAGGAAAGUAAUUUGGAGACAAUUCAGGAAUUCUACGCCCUUCUUUUGCAACACUUUGGAAAUAUAACUGUUUUUCCGAUUUUGGGAAAUCAUGAAGCCCAUCCUUGUAACUUAUAUGCUCCACUGAAUCUCCAAUCAGCCGAUAAAGUAAACACACAAUGGUUAUUCGAUGCAGUAGCGACUUAUUGGAAGAACUGGCUUCCUCAAACUGCUCUAGAUACCGUAAAACGUGGUGGGUUUUACACUGUUCUAGUGAAAUCUGGUUUCAGAAUUGUUGCUUUGAAUAGUAACGUCUGCUUUACAGAAAACUUUUGGCUUUUUUAUGAUGACGUGGAUCCCUACGAACAAUUGAAGUGGCUUGUUGAAAUUCUCUUAGAAGCAGAAAAGAACAAUGAAAAAGUGCAUUUGCUGUCGCAUAUCCCUCCAGGAGAAAUAAGAUGUCAUCGGCAAUGGCAGUACAACUUCAACAGGAUAGUGCAAAGGUUUGCUAACACUAUCAGCGCACAUUUCAACGGACAUACGCACGUAGACGAAUUCAGAAUUUACAAAAAUGAAAGUAAUCCGAGUCAAGUCGUCAAUGUGGCCUAUAAUGGAGGAAGUUUCACAACUUUUGUUGGUUUGAAUCCAGAUUACAGGGUUUAUGAGAUUGAUUCAACAAAUUUGAUGGUAUCUGAUUAUCAUCAGUAUACAUUCAACUUAAGUUUGGCAAAUUCUCAAGGAAGCAAAGGACCGGAAUGGUAUAAGUUGUAUUCAUUCAAAUCAGCCUAUGGACUGAAAGAUUUGGAUUAUGACAGUUUGUCUGAUCUACAUGAAAGACUGCAAUCCAAUCCUCAGCUUGCCAAGCAAUACGUUCAGUUCCAUAUAAGGGAAAGUGACUUUGCUUUCGAAAGUGGAUGUAACGCAACGUGCGUGGAGAGUCAAAUAUGUCACAUUUCAGCCGUUGAUGCUGAUGGAUCAAUUAAGUGUGGAGAAUUCAGUAUAUUUGCUCAAUAGUUUUUUUAUUGAUGAUUUUAGAUUUUUUAAAAUAUAUCUGAGUUUCAAUAGUUUA